Molecule: messenger RNA, 660 nt
Organism: Bufo bufo (common toad)
Lineage: Eukaryota; Metazoa; Chordata; Amphibia; Anura; Bufonidae
Product: olfactory receptor 6B1-like
Exons: 2
Coding region: 1-660 (219 amino acids)
Biological process (GO): G protein-coupled receptor signaling pathway
Cellular component (GO): membrane
Molecular function (GO): olfactory receptor activity; G protein-coupled receptor activity
Source: RefSeq, a predicted model, not a curated record
AUGUACUUCUUCAUCUCACAACUGUCCAUCAGUGACAUUUUUGUGAUCUCAGAUAUUGUCCCCAACCUGCUCUACAUCCUACUGAAUAAUGGAGGAGCCAUUACUAUUAUUGAUUGCAUCACUCAGUUGUAUUUCUUCUGUGCCUCUGAAGCAGUUGAGUGUUUUCUUAUCGCCGUGAUGUCUUAUGACAGAUAUGUGGCCAUCUGUAAUCCACUUCACUACUUCACCAUCAUGACAGGAGGAUAUUGCAUAAUUUUGUCUAUAACCAGUUGGUUGCUUGGGUUUUCUAUCAUUUUAAUUCACAUCAUAAAAACUGCAAAACUAAAUUUUUGUGGGCCAAAUAUCAUUGACCAUUUAUUCUGUGAUCCUAUUCCCUUACUAGAACUUGCCUGUUCUGACACCUCUAUGAUCCACUUAGUGGUUUAUGUUAUGACUAUACCAAUUGUAAUAAUCCCGACCACAAUCAUUGUAGUGUCUUAUACAUAUAUUAUUUUAGCAGUCUUAAGGAUCCCAUCCAGUACUGGUAGACAGAAAGCCUUCUCCACCUGUAGCUCCCACCUCAUUGUGGUUUCCACAUUCUAUUGGACUAUGUUCAGUAUUUAUGCUGUUCCAUCAAAAGGCCUGACAAACGCCAUAAGUGGAUCGUGGAAGUGGAAAUAA